Molecule: messenger RNA, 1251 nt
Organism: Zymoseptoria tritici IPO323
Lineage: Eukaryota; Fungi; Ascomycota; Dothideomycetes; Mycosphaerellales; Mycosphaerellaceae
Exons: 3
Coding region: 1-1251 (416 amino acids)
Source: RefSeq, a predicted model, not a curated record
AUGAUCGAUUCCUUCCUUGGCCUAGCACCUGUGCGGACUGCCCGCGAAGCUACUAUCGCCAUUAAACACGGCGGACGGUUUCCAAGCGACCGCAACGGCAAGGUCAAAGACCUACCCAUUAUCGACGUUGUCAUCGUGGCUUACCUCCCAAACGAAAAGGACAUCAUCCGACAACAGGUCCUCUAUGCAUGCAAGAGACUCGUUUAUCCCAAAGACAAACUGAACAUAAACCUGGUCUACAACACGCCUAUACCCAUCGAGCCCCUCGAAAGCGAAUUGGCCCGACUACCACAGCAGUACAAAACCCUCCGAAUAAUCAAGGCACCCGGCUCCACAUCCAAAGCAGACAACCUUAACUACUUCUUCACCCUCAAAUCGAACGCAGACAUUAUCGGAAUCUUCGACACCGACCACUGCCCACAUCCCUACAAUCCUCGCUGGGCUGCAGAGCGAUUCCUUGCCGACGACACUAUCGACAUUGUCCAAGGCCGUUGCAUUGUCUACAACACCUCCGAAAGCUUCUACGCAAAGAUGAUCUCAAUCGAAUUCGACCGAAUAUAUGCAAUCUCCCACCCAGGAAGACGUCAGAUGUUCGGACUCGGUCUGUUCUGCGGGAGCAACGGGUAUUGGAGAGCCCCACUUCUGCGUAAGCACAAGAUGGACGGAUCCAUGCUAACCGAAGACAUUGAUUCUGCUCUUCGUGCCUAUGGUUUGGGCAAACAAAUCGUCCAUGACAUGAAUGUUGUAUCUUUCGAAACAGCACCCAACACCUUUGCCGCAUUCUGGAGACAACGCCUGAGAUGGGCCCAAGGCUGGAGCCAAGCUUCGAUCAAACACAUGCCAUUGCUCUGGACAAAUCCACCCAACGGUAAUCGCGGUUUCAACGAACGCCUCGGCCUCUUCUCUCUCUUGUUCGUCCGAGAGAUUAGUCAUCAUCUGAUCGCACAGCACGUAUGCCUCCUCGUAAGCUUUCUUAUUACGGACUGGCCUAGCGACCUCUCGGAACUCGUUCGAAUCCUCUUCUUUCGAUACCCAACGGCAGGGUGGUUCUUCUGGGCAACCUUCAUCGCGGUCCUGCUCACUCUGUACUUCACCGAGCAGGUGAGGUCUAGAUAUACUACGACUUGGCAGAUGGCGAUAUUUAGCCUUCUGCACGUUCCAUAUCUGGUACUAGUCGCCGUGAUAGGUCUCUACGGACAUGCUCGACAGCUUGUCAAGUACGACAAAUGGAAUCCUACAGCUCGGAAGUGA